CUGUUUUUUUUGUUGACAAUUCUAUUCACUGUUUGUUUUAAUCUAAUUUAAUAUAAUAACAGUAUACUUCUAUCCUAAUUCAAUUUCACUUUAUUUAAAACUAAGUGUAUGAUUUUUCUAAAUAAUCAUAUAGUUAUUUCUAUGAAUAAUAUUUGGCAAGCCUCUUUUGGCGUUAUUAGAAGGAUGUCAACGACUGGGCCUGUACACAGCACUAUUUUAAAUAAACUGCAGUCUGCAUUGAGUGCAUGUCACUUGAAUGUUAUAAAUGAAUCUUACAUGCAUAAUGUGCCAAAAGGUGCAGAAACACACUUCAAAGUUGUCGUUGUAUCAGAUAAAUUCGACGGCUUACCACUAAUUAAGAGACAUAGACUGGUAAAUGAUAUAUUGAAAGAAGAACUACAAACAGGAGUUCAUGCUCUAUCAAUUGUGGCUAAAACACCCCAACAGUGGGAAGAGAGCGACAAAGUUGUAGAAAGCAGUCCUAAUUGUAAGGGUGGCUUUGGAAAAUAGUGUAAAUGAAAACAGAAGCAGAGAAUAGUAUAUAUGACAAUUGAAAACACUACAUAAUAAUAGUUUACUCAAUUAUAGCGAAUAUUGUAUAUUUUAUUAGUUCCUAGAUUUAUUUUUAAAGAAUUAUAAUUAUAAUCUUGA
This is a messenger RNA of Achroia grisella, 651 nucleotides long. Its product is annotated as bolA-like protein DDB_G0274169. The record is from RefSeq and is a predicted model, not a curated record. The coding region runs from base 109 to 510 and encodes 133 amino acids. Lineage: Eukaryota; Metazoa; Arthropoda; Insecta; Lepidoptera; Pyralidae. The transcript has 3 exons. Gene Ontology annotation, cellular component: mitochondrion.